Sesamum indicum (sesame) is the source of this 2710-nucleotide messenger RNA. RefSeq lists its product as uncharacterized. Gene Ontology annotation, cellular component: transcription factor TFIIIB complex. Gene Ontology annotation, molecular function: TFIIIC-class transcription factor complex binding. Gene Ontology annotation, biological process: RNA polymerase III preinitiation complex assembly. The record is from RefSeq and is a predicted model, not a curated record. Lineage: Eukaryota; Viridiplantae; Streptophyta; Magnoliopsida; Lamiales; Pedaliaceae.
CUGGUGUUAUAACAGUCUACGUCUACCUGAGCUACGAUGAUUCCUUCAACCGUCUGAAUCUAGUUUCAAACCUUAAAAUUUUCGUGAACUUCGAUUGCCCGCUGCCGGAAUUCAUCUAUGGUUUCUUGACGAGGAUAUUUUGCAAUGGGUAUUGAUUUGGAUCCAUUGGAUGAUAUUUUUGCUGAUGAAGCAGUGAAGAAUGCACGGGCAGUAGGCAAGUUUCAGCCAAAGUCAAAGUUCCGACCGCCGAGAAAGGACGCAGCAGCAACUUCACUUUCUUCCUCACAAGCAGCCCAAACCAUUGAUCCUGCACAGAGCGAAUCAAGCGACCCUAGGAGACGUGCAGAGUCAUCAGAAAAAGUGAUUUCAGGUCUGGAUGUUGUGUCUAACUAUGAUGGAGGCUGGCAUGCUUCCAUUGAAAAGUCAGUGACAGAGAAUGCUGACAUAUUUAUUGGGUUGGAAGCACUUGGUGAUUUUCUUCCUCACACGACUACUGAUAUGGGAGGAGGGCCUGCUCCUGUUAUUUCUUCUGUUGGGGAUUCAACCCACAGAUGUAAGGUGGCUGAUGUUCCCAAAUGUCAUGAAUUGUCAGCGGCCGUAGAUCCUGUAACUGCUGGGAAGCCUAUUGUUUCAAGUAGUGAUGGAUGUGGUCGCAUGCAUGAUAAAGAAUUGGGAAGAGAGGAAAUGGAUAUUAUGGACUCUAUUAAUGCAUCUGAGUUUACAACCAACUCUGGACAUAGAACAGGAAAAUUUCAGCCAAAACCGAAAUUACAAAUGCAUGAAGUUAAACCUGCCGAGUCGCUUUCUUGCUCACUUGGUUCACAAUCUGUUCCACCUGAAAUUAGUUAUGCGGAGAAGGAUUUUAGUCCUACAUUUCAACAAGAUGAUGUUCUUGAUCUUUCAUCCCUAGGAUUCACUCAUACCUUGCCAACUGAAGCGUCCUCUGAACUUCCUCUGAAUGAAGAGUCUAUGAAUCUUACGGAGAUGACCCAGUUGGAUUCGGGCAUUCCUCUGGAGUGUCCGCCUGAAAUUCCUGCAAAACUUGCUUCUCGGCGGGCAAAGAUAGGAAGGAAUAAGACUCAAACAGCAUUAGAUCCUUCUCAACAGCAGCAAAAGACUUCCACAUCCUGUCAGGAGAAUGAAAUGGGUAGAUCAUUACGGCCUAGAAAAAGCAAAACAAAUUUUUGUGAACUAGGAGAUGAGGUGGAGGAUGUAGUCCGUGCUAGUGAGGAAUUUUCUGAAGAAUGUCCUGUCAAUUCUGCUGCAGAGGAGGAAACUGUUAAUAAUGAGGAAUUCCAAGUGGAAAGUGAUUCACAAAUGAAAAAGGUGAAGCAGAAGUUUGAAAAACCAGUCAGGAAGAGGAAGGAGACUGAAGCAUCGGAUAAGGAUGCAAAGCCUAAAAAGUUCUCUCACUCUACUCGGCGAAGGCGAGUGGACAAGGUUUUGCUUGCAACUCCUGAAGAUGAGAUUGAAUACCAAAAGGUUCCUCUUAGGGAUUUGAUUCUGCUGGCAGAGCACAAGGAGCGGGAGAUGAAAAAAGAAGAGGCGGGAGCAGGAGUAACAGCAAAUAAACAAAGUAAUGGUAAUUCUUCAAGCCGAUACAAUCAAGAAGAGACCUUCACUUCUGAACAAAAUGGAGAAUAUAAUGAUGGACAAGGAAGCCCUAGGAUUGAAGAGAGCCCCAUCUACUUCAAUUAUCACACCCACAUGGACAGAACACCCAGCAUCAGAUGGUCCAAACAGGACACAGAGUUGUUCUAUGAGGCUGUGAGGCAGUUUGGGACAGAUCUUUCUAUGAUACAACAACUUUUUCCUGAUCGGACCCGCCGGCAAGUGAAGCUGAAAUACAAAAAAGAAGAACGGCAACAUCCAUUGAGGCUCCGUGAAGCUUUGACUAACCGUACCAAAGAUCAUUCCCAUUUUGAAAAGGUCAUAGAACGCUUAAAGCAAAUUGCCGCAGAAGAAAAUCAGAAUGCUGAUAAUGAUGAAUCAAUAGAUUUGACAGGCAAUGAAGUGGAUGAGGGGACUUUGAAUGCUGGUGAUGAAGAAGCCAAAGAUGAGCACAUUGAUGAAGAGGUGAAUGAGAAUGUAGAAAACGACUUUACUGAAGUGCAAAGCCCUUCAAAGUCGGAGGAUAUUGAAGAUGAUUUGUUCAUAUGGAGUCAAUAUAAGAGUGGAUAACUGACUAGUGGUAAAAAAAAUCAUAAUGUGACUCUUGUGCUUCUUUUGAAGUGCAAUGAUGAAGCUCUAUGGAAGUUCGAUGCUAUAGGUGCCCACCUCGGGGUCUAUCUUACUCUCAGCAUCAUCCUACUUUGGGCGUACCCUUACUGCAAACAAAGUGAUUGAAGAAUUGUAUGGCGAAGCAACUGCUUAUUGGAAAGUGAAAUCACCCCACCUGAGACACUUCGGUUUUACAGCAACCUUUCUGGCACCUUGGGUUGAUAGGCAGGUAAAAUUAGCUCUUGUUGUUCUAUAUCAGUUAUGGAAAUUUCAUUUUACUUCACAGACAAGUUAGCUAUAUUCUCAGGAUUUUUUUGAAGUGCAGAACAUUUUCAUACAGUUGAGUUUUUUUUCAAUAAUGUAACCGCAGUUGAACAAAACUUCUAUGUCUCACUGUGUUCAGCUCCAGAUAGCAUUUAACAAGUUUGAGUCACUUGCAAUACUCAGUAAUAGAUUUUCCUUAUGCUAUAACAUGCCGCAGAACUUUGUC